This is a messenger RNA of Ooceraea biroi (clonal raider ant), 849 nucleotides long. RefSeq lists its product as uncharacterized. Gene Ontology annotation, molecular function: odorant binding. NCBI's taxonomy places the organism in Eukaryota, Metazoa, Arthropoda, Insecta, Hymenoptera, Formicidae. The record is from RefSeq and is a predicted model, not a curated record.
UAUUAGCGUUCAGUUCGUGAAUUACCUUUACUAAUUGUUCGUUCUUGUUGCUAAAUCCAAGAAUAUGAAGAAACUAGCACUCUUUGUUCUAGGUCUCGCAGCUGCCGUUAAUGCAGAUUAUGGUGCAAAGUUAGAUGUAACGGAUAUAAACGAUUUGGCGAGUAGAUUCGACACCGACGUGGCAACAGUACAAGAAUGUUUAGACGAAGUUGGGACAACCGUAGUGAUAUUAGUCGAGGCGAGGAAAAAGUGGUGGGAUAUGCACGAUAAUGAUGACAUUGAUGACGAAACCAAAACAGUUUUCCUGAGUCACAAUUCCUUCAUAGCGUGCAUGUUGGAAAAGAAAGAAAUGAUGAAAGACUCGAAAUUAAUUGCCGACAAGAUACUGGAAAUACUUCAGAAUGAUAAGAAUAUAAAAAAACCUCGACCCAAAGAAGUCGUGACAGAAUGCGUGACUUCAUUAAACGAAAACAGUGAAAAGUCUCGGGAAGACAGGGCACUCGAACUGGUACUUUGUGCCUUUUCUGAUGAAAACGACAGAUAAAAAACAAGGAGAAUUCGUACAAUCUACAUAAUAACCAGCCACUCGUGAUAUUCCAUAUGUUAUGCACUGAUAGCAUUUUACAAGAGAAUCUUUUUUGUCAUCGGAGUUUAAGUAAAAUAAAAUGACGUCUCUGUAGAUUUGUAAUAUAUCUUAUUAUUAGUAUAUUCAAUAAUUAUAUAUUGCUGAUAUUAAAUGAAAGACUAGAUAUAUAUUUCAUAACUAAUUCACAUAGUCUAUAACACUGUAACACAUAAUAAUAAAAGUAGCACACUAUAAUAAAAAAAUUAACGCACAUGAAUAAUCUA